CCAAGAAACGUCAUUUCCUAUUUUCUUUUCUGUUCGGGGAUGCGCGAGGGAUACAGCCUACAUUUAUUUGUCUCAUUCUGCUGAUAUCAACUUAAAGAUGGAGAAGAAGAUUUCCGUACGCUCGCAGGAUCCGGGUCAGAGGCGAGUGCUGGACUGUGCCACGCGACAGCGGCGUUUGAAUCGUCAACUCGAGGCAUUGGAAAAGGAUAAUUUCCAGGAUGACCCACACGCUAGUCUUCCGCAGCUCGUCAAGCGGCUACCACAAUUCGACGAGAACGACGAAUCUGCUGGCAAAAGGAGAAGGAAAACAAGAGGCGAUCACUUCAAACAGCGGUUCCGUAAAAACUUCCAGGCUCUCCUGGAGGAGGAGGAGUUGAGCGAGAACGACGGACCGAACUACCUGACCGCCUGCGCCGAGCCGUCGCCAAUGCCGCAGCGGCAUUUCUGUGCCAUCUGCGGGUUCCUUUCUCACUACACCUGCGUGUCGUGUGGGGCUCGGUAUUGCUGUGUGCGCUGCCUAGGAACACAUCAGGAGACACGAUGUCUGAAGUGGACAGUGUGAUCUCGUUCUAUAGUAUUUUUUGGUGCUCUGGACACUGAUGUGGCUUGUCGGGAAAUUACUUGUGAACGUAUUUGGAAGAUUUAUUGGAACAAACCCCAGAUAAGAGUAAUUUAACUUGUACCAGAAGCCUUAUGCCUUAGUCUUGCAUUUAUGGACUUGUAUUUACGUAGAGUGACAGCCAACCCUCUAACAUGAGAGCUUCACUGGGACACUUCCUCUACGAGCGCGUGUUUACAAGUUACGUAGCAGAUGUUUGUCACUUUGAAUUUUGCCUACUCUCUCCACUGGCGUGAAUUCUGUGCAGUCCAUCACACUGAUUUAUUUAGCAUGGGUGAAGAAAGUUGUGUUUUGUCAGAAGGGAACCGAGUGAAAAGGCAAUGUAACCUACGUGGUAAAUAGACCAAGACACGCAACAACACCACAGUGACAUUAUCUUUGACAUGGCUCUUUUGUUUAAUCUAAACAGUGUACUUUCUCCAUCUUUCCAAUUUUGUUUGUAUUAAACUCGUGCUGAUGGCAAUUCA
Messenger RNA from Clupea harengus (Atlantic herring), 1086 nucleotides. RefSeq names its product zinc finger, HIT-type containing 1 (gene znhit1). Gene Ontology annotation, biological process: chromatin remodeling. NCBI's taxonomy places the organism in Eukaryota, Metazoa, Chordata, Actinopteri, Clupeiformes, Clupeidae. The record is from RefSeq and is a predicted model, not a curated record.